AUGGUUCAAUUAUUAGCUGAUCCCGCAUUCUCCCCCGCUGGAACACCAACACACGAAGCCACUGAUGGUCCUCUGAUGAAGCGUCCCAACUUUGGCAGGACUGACUCGUCAACGCCAAUGACCCGGGAAGAACAUGCCAAACGGAUGCAGGAGCUCAACAAAAAGAGAGGAUUGAUGAGAGCACCCAGAAGAGGUUGGUCAAUGACUGACUACCAAGGCGACCAUAUUGCCGGGUCGCACUCGGGUGCUUCUCACAUUGAGCGGCAAGCACCGAUUCCCGAAAAUGAGUCUCCUCCUCCGUCCACGCCUCACCAGCCUUCAACUCCUGAAGUACCAGCCGAGGAUAAGGCAGCCCAACUCUCUCAUCGACCGAAGUUGCCUCCUCCUCGUCGCUCAUACUCUGUAAUGGAUUAUGAGCCAGUUCCUCAGACACAGCCACAGCCCCCCAAAGACCACACACUACUAGAUCUCCCUUCUGAGCUUCAUUACACCAUAUUCGAUCACCUUGAUCCCAUUGACAGCGUUUGCUUCGGCCUCACAAACUCCAACUUCUACGAAAUUCACCGACGACUUCACGGCACAGUUCCUCUUUCCAGCCGUUACUCUGGACCAAACGACAUGGAGUGGGCUUGGCGAGGAGCUGGUCCCCUUGUCCAUCGACAUGAGCGAAACCCUGAAAAGGAGGGCCCUAUGGAGCAGAUGCGUGUCAAGGGCCAGGUGUACUGCAGAAAGUGUGGCAUUUCGCGAUGCGAGCUGCACCGUCACCUCAAAGACUGGAUGGGUGAGGGCUACGAGUAUUGCUCCAUCAAGGAAAUUUUUGGCAAGCCCGCAGGAGAGGACGCAAAGCCAUACUGCUACAUGAAGAAAGCAGGGUACAUCAUAAUGAACCUAGACGACGGCAAAUUAAGAUAA
Messenger RNA from Fusarium redolens, 912 nucleotides. RefSeq lists its product as uncharacterized. Bases 1 to 912 code for a protein of 303 amino acids. Gene Ontology annotation, molecular function: protein binding. The record is from RefSeq and is a predicted model, not a curated record. Lineage: Eukaryota; Fungi; Ascomycota; Sordariomycetes; Hypocreales; Nectriaceae. The transcript is spliced from 2 exons.